This is a messenger RNA of Saxophila tyrrhenica, 672 nucleotides long. RefSeq lists its product as uncharacterized. The record is from RefSeq and is a predicted model, not a curated record. The transcript has 2 exons. Bases 1 to 672 code for a protein of 223 amino acids. Lineage: Eukaryota; Fungi; Ascomycota; Dothideomycetes; Mycosphaerellales; Extremaceae.
AUGCCAGCCAAACGAGCAACACAGCGAGAGUUCGACCAGGAAGCGACCCACGAAGCACACGCCUCCUACACGCACAAGAAAGAGUCGGGUACUCUUCGCUGCACCAUCAAUAUCGAGACGUUCGGUACGUACACAAGCAUCCGACGUCUUGAUGUCGACUUCUUCUUGCAACUGGCUAACAAGAAAACAGUCACCAUUGGCGAGCUGAUCGCCUGGUACGUUCGCAAAGACGAACUCACAGCCAAAGACAUUCCAGCCUGGAUCGGAGAGCUCUUGGGCGCGAGGGCAAAGGCUAGUGAUGAAAACUUCACAGCUGAACUCCGCAUGGUUUCUAAGAUGCUGUAUACCAAGUCCGGCGAACCGAGUGACUCCGUGCAGCAGUACAGCCAGCAGCUCGCGACCCCCAGAUUCGUCUUCAUCGAGAUGUUCAAGCUCUUCGAGGACUCGCGAGGGAAGGGAUUGGGUCCGCAAGUCUUGAAUGAGGACGACAACAUCGUGAGUGUUCUAUCGCUGGCGAGAGAUGCGAGCACGGAAGUGGCUAACAAGUAUACUGACGUCCAGGUCGAGCAGAAGCUACAAGCACAGUAUGCCAAGAGUGGAUAUGCCACCUGGGUUCAAGGCGACCCUGACGUCGAUGGCAGCGUUACGAUCAUGGGUCGAAUCGUCCAGUAA